This is a messenger RNA of Cucurbitaria berberidis CBS 394.84, 745 nucleotides long. RefSeq names its product antibiotic biosynthesis monooxygenase-like protein. The record is from RefSeq and is a predicted model, not a curated record. NCBI's taxonomy places the organism in Eukaryota, Fungi, Ascomycota, Dothideomycetes, Pleosporales, Cucurbitariaceae. Bases 129 to 455 code for a protein of 108 amino acids. The transcript has 3 exons.
CAUUGCUCUACGGAUAUAUUAUAAACAAUAUAAGCUGCUAAAAACUUCGCUUGUAUUUACUGGGCUUUUAAACAUCUCUGCAUUACAUAUACCAGCCUACUGGACGAGGAAGCCACCACUACAUCAUCAUGUCGAGCCCUUUCGACAUCAUCGCAAUAAUCACACCUAAAUCAGGGAAAGCAGAUAGGGUUGAAGAACUCCUCACCAUCGCUACCAAAGCCGUGGAAGCCAACGAGCCCGGUGCGCUUCGCUACCAUCUGCAGCGAGAAAUCAAGGGUGACAACCCUUCGUUUGUAAUGCUAGAGACAUACAAAGACCAGGCGUCACUCGAGGCACACGCAAAAAGCGAGCAUUAUCAAGCAUUGAGCCGCGCAAUCAAGGAUGAGGAUUUACUUGCUGCGCCAAUAAAAGUUAUGUUCACCAAGGAGGCUGGUGGGUACGCCAGUAGGCUCUAAGAGAGCGUAACAACUACAACGAUAGCUUAGACGAAUGCGCACGUGCAGGUCUCUAGCAUGGAAGAUGUUAGUAAAAUGAUGCAGGAUGCUCACUAUACUUGCUAGAGAAUCUAUUGAUUUCCGGCUAGUGAUCUCAAUUUCCGCUUUCCCAAAUGAGAUCAUAGCCUGGGAAGUUCUCGCUGCCUUUCACUUGCUUACUAGAUAUGCUUACAAGUUAUACAUCCCAAUAUCGACGCCCCGACAGAAAUUUCGUAGGCGAUAGAGAAUGAUUGUAAACCUGGUUACCGACC